Messenger RNA from Bactrocera latifrons, 1593 nucleotides. Its product is annotated as peptidyl-alpha-hydroxyglycine alpha-amidating lyase 1-like. The record is from RefSeq and is a predicted model, not a curated record. Gene Ontology annotation, cellular component: extracellular region. NCBI's taxonomy places the organism in Eukaryota, Metazoa, Arthropoda, Insecta, Diptera, Tephritidae. Gene Ontology annotation, molecular function: protein binding.
GUUGUUUGCCAUUUGGCGUGAAGAAUCGUCGUCAUGCAUGGGAUUUCCCCUCAAAGCCCGAAGGUUUCAAAUUGGGCGGCCUCCUGUUGGAUCGUGGCAAGCGUGGUGGCUUUGAGAAGCUCGAUCAAAAUGCCAGCGACGAAGAGAACGAAGCGUCUACAAAUAUGUUGACUAGUGCGCCAUUUGCUUAAGAACUUACAAUAUACAUGUGUCUAUACAUGGCUCUAUGUAUGUAUGAAUGUGUAUAUAAUGCGCAUUAACGCCUACAAGCUUUAUUGAAGAAAUGAAGACUAUCUGAUUUCUUAUGACGUCGCUAUAUGGAAUCUUAUGACUCGGAGAGUAUAAAUUUUGUUUUGUUCGAUUAUACUGCGCUCACACGAGGACUAUUUUUUGUUGCAUAUCUUUAUGGGGGGCGUUCUCAGGAGCGACACGAGACAUAUCGGGUCGGAUGAUUUUUCAGAAAAUCCUUGUACGUGAUGCACAAAAGUAUUUUUGAUUAGCUUUUUUUUCCUUUUAUACGCUUUUUCCGAAAAUAUUUGAAACCGACCAACCAUGGAGAUAACUUCGAAAUGAAAUGGAAUGCCGAAUUCCAUAACGAACUAUUACGAACAAAAACAGUAAGUAUCGCACUUCAGCACAAGCGGAUCCAUUCUCACGGACCUUGGAACUUGGCACCAUAUCUCGAAAUUACUUCAGCAUGUUUUCUGUCGCUACUAAAUAACAAAAGCACGGAUCUAAGUAACCUAAACAGACCCGGAUCUUUAUGCGGUCCAGAAAUAUCAAGUCGGCACUAUACCUCGAAAUUACUGCAGGAAUACUUUCUAUCGGGUUCCGAACUGUCAAUUCGGCACCAUGCCUCGAAAUUACUUCAGCAAUAUUUUCUAUCGUUACAAAAAUAACAACAACAACAAAAACGGUUCCCACGAUGGUCGGAUUUAAGUAGCCGGUCAGACCCGAAUUUUUAUCCGCUCCAGAGCUGUCAUACCUCUAAAUUACUUUCUGUCACUACAACAGCAUGAGUGGUAUGCUCCCUUCGUCUGUCAUUAUGGUACCUCUCUACAUACAGAUAAUUCAUGUUUUCUCGAAAGCCUUGGGAAUUUUCCGGUUAAUUGACUGUUUUAGCAGCAAUUAUGAAAUAUCUUGUCCAUAUAUGUAUAUACUAUUUAUAAUGAUUUAAAGCAACUUAAAUUGAUUCCAAAAAGAUUCCAUAAAAAUCUACGAGACAAUCGAAAAUUCCAACAGAUCUCUAGAUCCAGGGUUAAUCUCUUGAAAAAUUCAAAAUUUGUAUGUAUGUAAGGCCCUUGGAUCCAUGUUUCCAAAUAGGGAUCACAUUGAUUCGCUAGCACCUAGCAGAAUAUUGGAUUUUAUCGAUAUGGUGGGGCUAGGUGUGUCUAUGUAGGUCUAUGUUGAGGGCACAAUGGACCUAAGGUCGCGGUACAUUCUUCGUUUUCAAUCAUGUAUGUUCAUAUGUCUAAAAUUUUUGUGAUUAAAAUUUUUUUAAUGCUUUUCGAAACCAUAUUGUCACAUUUUUUAAGUCUACUAAGUCAAAACUAACUGUGGCCAAAUUUUAUCUAUUAUCUAACUACUGUUGUA